AUGGUUCUUGAACAAUUUUGCAACUCUACGGAGGUUGAAAAGAGACAGGCCACGGAAGAUCAACCCUAUCUAUUCAACCAAACACGUUUCAGACUCUUCAUUAAAAUGCUGUUUGAGGGUGAUCCUAGUCUAGAGUACUUGAACAGUUAUAUGGAGAAAUUGUACAAUCCUUUCAAUGUUGAGUUUGACUUGUUGUCUACCAUAAGAUACGAUCCCAACCUCACGCCUGCUCCUCCUUCUUCUGCCAGUGACAUCACUAGACAGAAUUUCUUUCUUUUUAAGGAACAUUUCCAGAGACUUCUAUUCACGCUCAAAUACUUCCAGAUCCAAAUGCUGGAGGAAGACGAAAAGGAUGCUGGAAAUUUCAGUGUCACUGAAGAUUUCAUUUUGGAACGGCUCAUUGAGUCCAUUGAUAGGUCUCCAUUGUCGGUUACUCAGCCAAUGAAGAUCCGUAUGUUGGUUUCAUUGCAAGGAGAGUUGAAAAUUGAGUUGUACACCACUCCUGAGAGACCCAAUCUACUUGAAGCUGUGAAAAACAGAGAUGGUGUUGAUAUUAAUGCUGGCGAUAUUUGGGAUGUUCGCAUAGACUCUGAGCAAACAUUGAUCUCACCCUUUACGUCAUUUAAAACCACUAACAGGUCUGUGCAUACGGCAGCAAGGAACAGAGGCAUUCCGGGCCUCAAGCCUGGCUUGGAAGAAGUAAUUAUGGUAAACCAAGAAAACAUGGCGAUGGAAGGCUCCAUUACAAAUAUUGCAAUUAAACGAGACGGUGCUUGGGUAACCCCUGACUUGAGCUCGGGAUGCUUGUGUGGGGUCGUGAGGCAUUACUUGCUUCAUGAAAAGUUCUUGAAUGAGGGCAAAAUACACAAACUGGAGCUUUCUCCGGGAACGGAAGUGUUGCUAUUCAAUGGAGUUAUGGGCUUGGUUAGAGGGUACAUUGUCGAUUAA
Molecule: messenger RNA, 948 nt
Organism: Dujonia railenensis
Lineage: Eukaryota; Fungi; Ascomycota; Pichiomycetes; Serinales; Debaryomycetaceae
Source: the annotation of a GenBank genome assembly